AUGAAUCAACUGGACGAGUGGGACUACUCGCCGCUGAUCCUGGCCUCCAUCUGUGGCCACGAAAAAGUGGUAAGACUGCUGCUCGAAAAGGGCGCCAUCGUCAACAGAGACACGUUCGAGGGCUCGCGGGCCAUCUACGGCGCGCUCACAGACGCCAUCCGCAGCCUGCUGCUCUCGUACGACAUCACCAAGGCCGUCGACGUGACACAGCCGUUUGCCUCGCACAUCUCUGCUCUGCUGCAAAGACCGCCCAUUGCGACCGCAGACGUGCGCAUCGACGGGUUCCGGCUGCACCGGUUCCUGCUCACGGUGAUGUCGGCGUACUUUGCGCAGCCCAGCGUGGAUUUCAGCGGCACCAGCAGCCAGGUGCUCCGGUUCCUGUUUGAGUACAUAUAUCUGGUGCCGUCGCUGGAUCUGAAGGGCGUCGACGUGGACGAGCUGCGUCGCGUCGCGGACCAGACCGGUCUCACGUACAUGCGCGUCGCCGUGGACAUGAUUCUCGCGCAGAAGUCUGCCGCAGACAUCAACAAAACCAAAAACACCGUGCAACACACCAUGUACGAGACGGCGCGGCAGAAACUGAAAAACCUGGUGGACGGGAUUGUCGCCAGCAAGAUCGCGAAGGACACAGAGCUCACGGCGGCCGAGAAACGCGCGCUUGUGGCUCCGUGGCACGCAGACCUGAUUUUCCGCGCGCAGGUCGGGUCCAGGACGCUGCACUACGCCGUGCACAGAGCUAUUUUUUCCAGGGCAGAAUACUACCUCACGCUGUUCGGGUCCGGGUUCCACGACACAGCCGUGUUUGGCGAGCUCGAGCAGGACGGCGUUGUCGACCUGGACCGUCUGCAUGCGGACGCGGACGCAAUCCCAGUGAUUUCUCUGCCCUCGUCGGACAUGCUGGAGAUCUCCGAAGAAACGGUGGAAAUUCUGCUGAAACAUUUAUAUUUUGACGAGGCAGACGUGCCGCCGCAGUUCGCGAUGGAGACGCUCGUGAUUGCAGACGCGCUGUUCAUCGACCGGCUCAAGACGAUCGCCGCAAUCAGUCUGUCGUCGAUCGAGGACUUCUCGACGGUGUCGAUCUCCGUCUACGACGUGCUGCGCGCGGCGUGGGAGUUCAAGGUGCACCGGCUGGAGGACCGCGUGGCCUAUUUGAUAGCGCAGGACCUGGGCUCGUUCUGUGCGGACCCGCAGUUCCGCGACAUCAUCCUGGAAUCGUCGCGACGGAUCAGCGAGCGGCAGGAGUUCGACACGAUCGAGCUGAUCGACGAUAUCCGCUUCUAUCUGGCGAAAAAACACGCGAUCGACCAGGACGGCGGGACGCUCAACCCGACAAUGGCGCGCGUCGAGAACGACGAGUAUCUGGAGCGCGUGCGGCAGUACGAGCAGGACAUUAUGGCGGUGGACGGGAUAUUGGAGGAGCUGGGGCUGAACGCAUAG
Molecule: messenger RNA, 1437 nt
Organism: Ogataea angusta
Lineage: Eukaryota; Fungi; Ascomycota; Pichiomycetes; Pichiales; Pichiaceae
Exons: 1
Coding region: 1-1437 (478 amino acids)
Cellular component (GO): ubiquitin ligase complex; cytoplasm
Molecular function (GO): protein binding
Source: RefSeq, a predicted model, not a curated record